UGGGCCUGGCUGCUGAAGGUGUGUGUCUCUUCUACAGUGGGCCUGGCUACUGAAGGUGUGUGUCUCUUCUACAAUGGGCCUAGUGCUUAAUCAGGUUCCCUGCAUGCCAGCUGUGUCCACAGCAAAUAACCUCUCUGUCCCAGUGAAGAGGACACUCAUCCAGCAGGGAGGGAAGAGGCCAGAAAGAACUGGGAGAUUAUCCCAACCUGCUGCUGAUGUGUGAGGGGCGGUGUGUGUGUGUGUGUGUGUGUGUGUGUGUGUGUGUGUCCGUGACAGAGAGUGUGUGUACUGUAUGUGUGCAAGCAGCGAAUCAGUGUGUCCGCUACUCCACUUGCAGUUUGUAGUCUACUCUCCACUCAAGUGGCCAGCUGGCAGACAGCAGAUAGCUAGGGCCUUGGGACCAGCGACGAUGCAGUAAACAGACAAACAGGCUAUCAUUCCUAAUGAGGAAAAGUGCUGUACCUGAACGGAAAGCGAAGUGGGGGCCAUACUGACCUCUGCUGCUCCCCGAUACACACACAAGUCUAUGUUUUCAAAAUGCAUACUGCCUCCAGCUCAUUACAAAGUGGUGUGUGACCAAAGAUUUAUAUAUAUCCAGGCUCUGCUGUAGCCGGCCGCAACCGGGAGACCAAUGGGGCGGCGCACAAUUGGCCCAGCGUCGUCCAGGGUAGGGGAGGGAAUGGCCGGCAGGGAGGUAGCUCAGUUGGUAGAGCAUGGCGUUUGCAACACCAGGGUUGUGGGUUCGAUUCCCACGGGGGGCCAGUAUGAAAAAAAAUAAAAAUAAAUAAGAAUAAUGUAUGCACUAACUGUAAGUCGCUCUGGAUAAGAGUGUCUGCUAAAUGACAUAAAUGUAAAUAUAUAUACUAGAUGACUGACAGGGGGCACUGUUUUGAAGCCUCUGCACCUCCAUCUUGACACUCCCCCACCAUUGUUACAAAUAUUUUGGAAGCUAUAGAAAUGCAUUUAUUAAUGUCUACAUUUGUUUUUGCCAGAUCUAUUCUAUUACAGACACCUUAAUGCAUACUUUUAUAUUAUACAAAUAAAAAAAUACUUAAAUACAUCUAAUUUUGUCCUUGAAAUAUUGUAGAAUUCCAUUCAUUCCUAUGGAGGACUGCUUCUUCUGGGGAGUGCCAGUAUGGCCGAUCGAUGGCUUCAAAGCCUCUUAUUGGCCAAUACAUAGCAUCAGCAAUCCAGAGUUUACAGUGAGCUCCAGAAGUACUGGGUGUGAUGGGUGAUUUGAAGGAGUCAGGCGCAUGAGGGUAAAUCACAGAAUAACAGCAUUUAUUACGCAGUAAUGCGUCAAAACAGUCCAGUGCGCAAAACAGGCGCACUGGAACCAACAAGGCACACAGGGAAAAUAACCCGGCAAUACAAAAUACAAGGAGCUCAACCGAGCUUCACUCUCCUCACAAUAAACAAUUACACACAAAGACAAGGUGGCAGAGGGAACACUUAUACAGGUACUGACGAGGGGAUAUGAACCAGGUGUGUGUAAUAAACUAGACAAAACAAAUGGAAUGAUGAGAUGAGGAGCGGCGGUGGCUAGAAGGCCGGUGACGACGAACUCCGAAGCCUGCCCGAACCAGGAGAGGAGGCAGCUUCGGAGGGAGUCAUGACACUGGGACAGGGAAUUUGUUGUUGUUUUGGCUCUGUACUCCAGCACUUUGGAUUUGAACGUAUUGGGACAAAUUCACUUAUGUGUAUUAACCUCUUCAGCCCGAGGUUCCCCAUAUCCGGGGUAAUCCUCCCGCAAUCGCAAACAAUGAUGUAGUACGGUUUUUAAACAUGUGUGAAUACUUGAAUGUUAUACACUACUGGAACGAGAAGCGUCUCAACUGUGAAUCUAGCUAAACUGUUGUUGCCCAAAUGAAAUAAUAUUCAGACUCCAAGCAAAUAUAUAAGCAUAUAGCAAAACCAGUACUGUAUUUUGAAACCAUGCAUGCCCAUAUAUUUGUAGACAGAUAAUGUAUUUUUUUCAACCUAUCUACACAAACGAUACACCAUUUGAAAGAUGAUACUUCACAGAUUCCAACAAUAGUAGCCUUUUUCCUCUAUGACCAACACUCACUAAACUAUUAAUCAAAGAACGUCAAUAACAAACUUACCUUUGUUGUUUUUGUUACCAAAAGUAGUGUCUGAUCGAAUAAAACCACUUGAAAAGAUACUCUAGUGUCUCUCUCUCAUUCCGAGUCGAUUUCAAUGAGUUUCCAUCAUUUUACAUGGCCAAGAAUGUGUUUGAAGAUUAAGUCAGUAGUUUGUUUCAAUCACAACAGGCACAGUUUUCUCGCCAUCUUCUGGAUAUAUGAUGCAAUCCCAGUGCCUUUUAAUUGUGCUAAUGUAAUUCUACUGAUCCAGAGCUUUUGAUAGAGGGGUCACAUGUCAAAAUCGACCAACCGGUUGUUGAACAACAGCACUUGAAUUUCGGAGGUAAAAAGCAAAGUUUAUAAAAAUAUGGCAGGCUCUAGUAACAAAUAUACAGUUACAGAGGCGUUAUUAAUUGUAACAGAUGAAAGUUGGACUCCAUGUAUCCCCAUUGACUCUGAAUCGGACGAUGAGGACCUGCUUAGACCGGACGAACCAGACCCCAACGACGAGAACGAAGGUUAUCGUGUCCAGGGCCCUACUCAAGCAUCAGAAGAGUAUGUAAUCCCAUUGUUAUUUAUUACUUCUAAUACUACUAUUACUAAUUUAUUGUAUGAGUACAAAACAUACAUUCUAAAAUAUCUAUUUGAGUAACUGAAGCUCAACGUAAGUUAUCGCUAGCUUAGUUUAGAGGCCCACACGCAAGUUUACUUACAGUAGAAUGCUAUGUGUAUUAUUUCUUGUCACUGAAUUAUCACUUUAGUCAACAUUCUCAUAGUUCUAACUAUUUAGUUUAUAUAUCUGACUGUUUUGAGUCAGAUUUGUCAAUGAAUGAAUACAAGUGCGUUUUAGUCAUGAUUUUCUUUUCUCUUUUGUCUUGUUUGCACAGUGAGGAUUAUAGGGGUGAUGAGCCACAGCCAGAGCAUCUACCUCCUCAGCCACAGCUUCCCCUUCCUCAGGCAGAGCCUCCUCUUCCUCAGCCUGGCCGCUUGUCUAGACAACACACUUCUGCUCCCCUCCCUUGACCACGGUCUUCAUCGGACACUGAGUCCCCUGUAAAGAGCCCUCAACCCAAAAGAAAAGGGAAAGCUUUCUCAAAGUCAGCGCAUCCAAGUAAGCCUGGUGGAGGUAGGCCUGCCACUCCAAGAGUCAGGAAGGAAGAAGAGGAAGAAGAAGAUAGGUGGCAUAAUAGAGAAGAGAAUGAUGAACGACCAGACCCAAUCCGGUUUAUGCCCACCAGAGUCUCAGGCCCCACAAUCGACAUCACUGCGUCAUGGUCUCCCCUUUCACUCUUUCAACUGUUUUUUAGCACUUCGGUUGUCCGCACAAUCAUUUUCAACACUAAUGCAAAUGCUGCCAAAAGACUGCAGUCCGGACUGA
Messenger RNA from Coregonus sp. 'balchen', 3462 nucleotides. The record is from the annotation of a GenBank genome assembly. Lineage: Eukaryota; Metazoa; Chordata; Actinopteri; Salmoniformes; Salmonidae.